GGGGCGGGGCGCCGAGAAAGACCCGAGCCCGCAGCCCGCCGCCCAGAACUCGCAGCGCCUCCGCCGCCGGACGCACGGCCCUCGCCCGUCCCGCGAACACAUGGUGGACCCCGCACCAAUAGGUGGUGAAGAUCUGGAAUGAUUGUCCUGUCCUGGCGGAAGGCAAAAAUGUCCAGCCCUACUGAGACCGAGCGGUGCAUCGAGUCUCUGAUUGCUGUUUUCCAGAAGUUUGCUGGAAAGGAGGGUAACAACUGCACACUCUCCAAGACAGAGUUCCUAACCUUCAUGAAUACAGAACUGGCUGCCUUCACAAAGAACCAAAAGGACCCUGGUGUCCUUGAUCGCAUGAUGAAGAAACUGGACCUCAAUGCUGACGGGCAGCUAGAUUUCCAAGAAUUUCUUAAUCUUAUUGGUGGCAUGGCCAUAGCUUGCCAUGACUCCUUUACAAGGUCUACCCAUUUCCGGAAGUGAAUCAGAGGGGCUCUUGGGCCUUGGCCUCCAGACCACCUCUUUCCUUCAAAACAGCCUCCCAAUCAUCACGUCCUCCUCACAUCCUCCACGGACCCUGAGCGCAGAGCGUCCACCACCCCCUGUGCAGGCCAGUCCUGCUGGUAGUUAAUAAAGCAAUAGCGUUUUUUAAAGCACA
Molecule: messenger RNA, 646 nt
Organism: Leptonychotes weddellii (Weddell seal)
Lineage: Eukaryota; Metazoa; Chordata; Mammalia; Carnivora; Phocidae
Gene: S100A11
Product: S100 calcium binding protein A11
Biological process (GO): regulation of cell population proliferation
Cellular component (GO): cytoplasm
Molecular function (GO): calcium ion binding; calcium-dependent protein binding; S100 protein binding
Source: RefSeq, a predicted model, not a curated record